UGUUACGCCGCGCUUCCCUCUCGAUCGAUCGAGCCAUGGAUUCCGGGAACCGAGGGCCAAUGCCGGGGCUCUCGCCGGAGGCAGCGGCUCGCUUUGGAGAGGGAUCAGCCCUCGUGCUCGCUCGGUGGACGGCGCUUCAAAUGGCGGUCCAGAACGGGUGGGGUGGGAGAGAAUCUCGCCAAAAGGCCGAUAAGCUUGCCUCUGCCGUUCUUUCUUGGUUCUCCAACGAUAAAGCACCGCUUUAUAUAGAUGAUUUGGAAAACCUACUGGAUGAGAACAUGGUGCUUUCCUUCAAUACUGAAAUCGAGGAUGGCAGCGUAGAAGAGGUUGCUGAGCAAUUGAUGAUUAUGCAUGAAGACUGUCUGCAAGGAAAUUUUGAAUUAAUUGAUCAAUUGAUCGUGGUUAAUGAAAACGAGGGUGAGAAUUCAGAUGAAGAUGGAUCGGAAAUGAUGGUUGAUGAACCAGAACCAAAGGAUGUGGCCAUGAAUGAGCCAAAACAACCGAAACAAACACCUGAUGAAGAGGGUGUUGGUGAAGUGCUAAUAUAAAUAUUUCUUACUUACCAUUUUGGUUGAGCAUUUCUUUAUUUGAUCUACACUCUUGUAUCUUUCCCUUGACUUCUUUGUUUGAAAGGUUUCCCUCUUCUCA
Messenger RNA from Dioscorea cayenensis subsp. rotundata (Guinea yam), 648 nucleotides. Its product is annotated as pre-rRNA-processing protein TSR2 homolog. Lineage: Eukaryota; Viridiplantae; Streptophyta; Magnoliopsida; Dioscoreales; Dioscoreaceae. Bases 36 to 548 code for a protein of 170 amino acids. Gene Ontology annotation, biological process: maturation of SSU-rRNA from tricistronic rRNA transcript (SSU-rRNA, 5.8S rRNA, LSU-rRNA). Gene Ontology annotation, cellular component: nucleus. The record is from RefSeq and is a predicted model, not a curated record. The transcript is spliced from 4 exons.